GAAGUGACUUACAUGAAUAAUUGGGGACAAUCCAACCAGCAGUUUUUCAGAAGAACCAAUUUCCGAGGAUACGAGCUAUCUGUUGUCGUAUGUAGGUGUUCGUCUGCUUUAUAAGUGGAAUCGUUGGCAGAGCCAGCAAUAUUUGGCACGUCUGGAGAACUGCAAACAUGUCUCUACAAGCGGCCCUGUUUGUACUGCUGACUCUGUGGGCCGCGGCUACUGCAGUGUGCCCACCCCAGGUUAUGUGUCGAAUGUACUGUCCUGGUGGAUAUGUCCAGGACGAAAAUGGCUGUGAUACGUGUGCGUGUGCUGGGGAGGAAGAGUCCAAAUGUCCCCCUAAACCGAUGUGUAUGAUGUUUUGUCCUAAUGGAUUCGUUAAAGACGAAAAUGGUUGCGACCUGUGCCGAUGUGCCGAAAUCAAAUGUCCUCCAAAACCAAUGUGCAUGAUGUUUUGUGAAAAUGGAUUCGCUAAAGACGAAAAUGGCUGCGAUCUAUGUAAAUGUGUAGAGUCCAAAUGUCCCCCCAAACCGAUAUGUAUGAUGUUUUGUCCAAAUGGAUUCGUUAAAGACGAAAAUGGCUGCGACCUGUGCCAGUGUGUCGAACCGAAACUUAAAUGUCCACCUAGAUCUCACUGUAGGAGGUAUUGCAAACAUGGAUUUCUCAAAGACGAAAACGGAUGUAACCUUUGUCGGUGCAAAGAAGCAGAUUCCGAAUGCCCCCCACAAGUCAUGUGCAGGAUGCACUGCGAACACGGGUUUAUGACAGAUGACAAAGGAUGUCAGCUUUGCAGGUGUAAAGAACCGAAACUUAAAUGUCCAGCUAGAUCGUAUUGUAGGAGAUACUGCAAACAUGGAUUUCUAAAAGACGAGAACGGAUGUAAUCUUUGUCGGUGCAAAGAAGCAGAUACCGAAUGCCCUCCACAAGUCAUGUGCAGGAUGCACUGCGAACACGGGUUUAUGUCCGAUGACAAAGGAUGUCAGCUUUGCAGAUGUAAAGAACCUGAAUCUCGAUGUCCACCACAAGUCAUGUGCAGGAUGUUCUGUGAACAUGGAUUCAUGACAGACGAAAACGGCUGUCAACUCUGCAAAUGUAAAGAAAGCAAAUGUCCUCCUAAACCGAUGUGCAUGAUGUUUUGUCCCAAUGGAUUUGAGAAAGAUGAGAAUGGAUGCGACCUUUGUAAAUGCAAAGAAAAUUCCUGUCCCCCGCAGGUGAUGUGUAGGAUGCAAUGCUCUGAAGGGUUUGCUCUUGACGAGAAUGGCUGUCAAGUCUGCAGGUGCAAAGGUACUCAGUGUCCUCCCAUGGCCUCGUGCAGAAAGAGUUGUCCCGAUGGCUUCAAAAAGGACAAGAAGGGAUGUGAUAAAUGUAAAUGUAAAAAAGUUCACAAGUGUCGCCAAAAAGCGUGUAACCUCCAGUGUCCGUUUGGAAAAAAGAAAACACGCAAAGGGUGUGAACGUUGCAAGUGUCAGUGGCCAAGCAAAGAAGCGUUGACAAAGCACUGCGAUUCGAUAAAGGUGGCGUGUCACAAAGCCUGCCCUAAUGGCUUCAAGAAAGAUAAAAUGGGUUGUGAGACCUGUCGAUGUAAGCGCAACAAGAAGCAACGCGGGCGAGGGCGACGUAAAUCGAGAAAAUCCAGGAAGGUGAAGAGAACGUCGUUUAAAGGCGCAACGAAAUUAUUUUAAAUGCACGGGCAUCAUUAAACAACGUGGACGGGAACAAGGGAAUCAAUAAAAUGUAAUGAAACCGAAGGACGAAAUUAAUUACUUCAAGAAACUGUUGAUUUAUUCUGGUAUUUUUGAGGUCAUAAAUAUUUAACAUCGG
Gigantopelta aegis is the source of this 1818-nucleotide messenger RNA. RefSeq names its product cysteine-rich motor neuron 1 protein-like. The coding region runs from base 168 to 1679 and encodes 503 amino acids. The record is from RefSeq and is a predicted model, not a curated record. NCBI's taxonomy places the organism in Eukaryota, Metazoa, Mollusca, Gastropoda, Neomphalida, Peltospiridae. The transcript is spliced from 15 exons. Gene Ontology annotation, molecular function: serine-type endopeptidase inhibitor activity.